This is a messenger RNA of Neofelis nebulosa (Clouded leopard), 1400 nucleotides long. RefSeq names its product eukaryotic translation elongation factor 1 epsilon 1 (gene EEF1E1). The record is from RefSeq and is a predicted model, not a curated record. Lineage: Eukaryota; Metazoa; Chordata; Mammalia; Carnivora; Felidae. Gene Ontology annotation, cellular component: cytoplasm; aminoacyl-tRNA synthetase multienzyme complex; nucleus. Gene Ontology annotation, biological process: positive regulation of DNA damage response, signal transduction by p53 class mediator. The transcript is spliced from 4 exons. Bases 49 to 561 code for a protein of 170 amino acids.
GAUCCUUGCUGUUCUGGUCCCGCCCCUGCCAAGAGCUCCUGCCGGAAGAUGGCGGCGGCCGCGGAGUUGAAGCUGCUGGAGAAGUCCCUGGGACUGAGUAAAGGGAACAAAUACAGCGCUCAGGGCGAGCGCCAGAUUCCCGUUCUUCAAACAAACAACGGUCCAAGUCUAACAGGACUGACUACUAUAGCAGCCCAUCUUGUCAAGCAGGCCAACAAAGAAUAUUUGCUUGGGAGCACCGCAGAAGAAAAAGCAGUAGUUCAGCAGUGGUUGGAGUACAGGGUAACUCGAGUGGAUGGGCACUGCAGUAAAGACGAUGUCCGCACUCUGUUGAAGGAUCUUAAUUCGUAUCUUGAAGAUAAAGUCUACCUUACAGGAUAUAACUUUACCUUAGCAGAUAUCCUGUUGUACUAUGGACUCCAUCGCUUUAUACAGAGGCAGAAGAUUCUCACUGCUGAUAAUCUAAGUAAACUGAGCCAACAGAGAUGGACUUUUGAGACUACCCAAGACAAUGUUAAAAGAUCAGAUAUUGAUACAGUAGUAUCCUCAUGUCUACGGUAAAAAAGGAAGGCAGGAUGAUUUGUAUCGGUUUUGCUUUUUUAAUUGCCUUCUAAUAAAUAUAAAGUGGAAAUAAUGAGUUCAGUUAAACAUCUGAGAGAAUAUUAUGUGACUGCCUUUUAAUUUUAUCAACAUUAUUUUAUAUUCUGCAAUAAAGUUUGCAUACUAGAGUGAUUUGUCCUCAGUUUUGUUGACCCAGGCAGAAUAUUUGCCUGUAGACACAAGUAUAUGCUAACUUCUGAACAGCCCCAGGACAGCUCUCUCACUAAAAGUGCCUUCCAGUAAGCAGACCUCUAAUGGAUUUGAACCACAGGAGGCUUUUUCCCUUGUGUAAAAUGUUCUAGUCAGUUUUACAGACACUUGUAAUAUCUGAAUAAAUGUGGAUUCAACAACAGCAAAAGGAACCACGCUAUCGUAAACAUGGGCCAUGGCUGUUAGUUACUGGCCCCCUGGCUCUCUCUUUACCUGACAACUCUCCUUGAUUCUAGUUUAAGAUUUGGCUUAGAGAAAAGUCGUUGAGUCACCUACUUUGGAAUUUGAGCCCAGUGAAAUGAUAGGACCGACUGUUUUUAUUACGUCUUUUUCUAAGGAGAUCUCUGGGCAUUCUUGUAGCUUGACAGGAAAUUGUGUGACCUGCUGCACUCAAUGGAGAUAGAGUUCAGCUUUGUGACAAACUUAAUUGAGAAGGUCUGUUCAUCUGAGGCACAUGCCACUGGAAAUAGCCCUUCCUUGUAUUAAGCAAUAAUCACUUGAAAUUAAGUGGGUCAUUGUCUUCCUGAGUACAGUUCUUCCUCAGAGUUAAUGAAAAGGAAGUGAUAGUCUCUCUCCAUCUCUCUCUCUCC